AUGCCGCGAGACGGCUCGCGUGGGCGAUUGCGAUCGUAUGAAGCUUGUCUUAAUUGUCGACGAAAGAAAACGCGAUGUCCGGCAGAGAGGCCAGUGUGCUCGAGCUGUGCUCGUCUCAAUCAGACAUGUCUCUAUACCUCUGGCCGGAGAGCACCUCAUGAUGAAGAUCCAUCUCCUGCCAAGUCGUCAUCAAAUUCACUCCCCAGCGAGUCGAACUAUGCCCUCGACAAUCUACUUGCGCCUGAGCUCGGCUUCGAAGGCCCCGAAGAUUCAAGUCUGCAUAUCUCAUCACUUACCGUUGCCAAAGCAGUAGAUCUCUACUUCCAGUACUGCCACCGACAGCCGAUUUGGUGUUUCAAUUACGAAGACCUUGAGGAAAUGGGUUUUCUGCCAAAGGAGCUUGUCUAUAGUAUCCUCACGCUGACGACCCGUUUCUGCGCCGCCCACGACAAAUCGCAGUUCUAUAGCAACACGGCGAGAACAUUGAUCAUGCUUCGUGUUGCAAGUGGCACGGUGGACUUGGAGACAAUUGAGAGCCUAUGUCUGCUCACAUAUUCGCUCUUCAUGGACGGAAACGUGUCCCUGGGUCAGUUCCACCUGGGGUUCGCGUUUCAGCUUUGUCUUACGGCCAUGAUCGAUGUCGAAGCCGCUUCACCAACCCAGAGCCCUCUAUCUCAACGGAAAAAGAGAGUCUUCUGGAGUCUUCUGUCACUAGAACGGUCGUACGGCCACCAGAACAGAUUACUUAGACUCUCCGCUGAGCCAUUAUGCCCCUGCUGCGUUCCAGACAAGACAGAAGACGACGAGACCAUGGGCUGCUUCGACCCCGAAGUCGACAUAUGGAGUCUAUCCUCCCACUUCGGCUGGGUCUGGAGCAGAGUGCGAACUUACGUCUCUGACUGCGCCCAUAACAACCUCAAAGAACCUUGGCGCCACGACUCCAUGUACACAAUGAUCCUCUCCGACCUGACAUCCGCCGAGAACAAGCUCUCCCAGAACCACCGCUACGACUCGGUCAAGUUCUACGAACGAACAGCACCUGAAGUCCGUCUCAACAAAAGCUACUGGGGCCCCUGGCUGAAACUUCAAUUCACGUACCACUGCAUCCUUACCAUGCUCAACCAUCCGUUCCUAUAUAUCGUUGCGUCGCAGCAUAAUCCCAAUUUAGCGAUUCCAAAUGCAUUCUGGAGAAAGUCGAGUGAGUUGGCGCUGCUGCACGCUACAUGGAUUGUGAGGAUCAUUGAUAUGGUGACGGAGAAGGAUAUGAGGCUUACAGAGGCUUUCUUUGGGCAUGCGGCCGCUGUUGCUGCUACGGUGCAUCUUUAUUAUUGUCGGGCUGCGGAUCCGAGGUUGAAGUUCAAGUCAAAGACGGAUUUGGCAAAGUGUCGGAGGUUUUUGGAGGGGUUUGUGGAGUUUUCGCCCGCUUGUCGGGCGUUAGACCAAACGCUGGAAAAGAUAAUACAUAUGGCAUUCGGAUCCGAGAAUGUCGACUACGACUGGACACCCUCCCGAAUCUAUCUCAGCGUUAGUCUAAUGUGGGACAUCCUACGAGCGAACUGCAUGCCCGAGUCACAAGAACCUUCUACAACCGGCCUCCUCCAUCCAUCCCUCACUCCCACCGCCACACGCGAAAGCUCAGCCCAAAGUUCAUCCACAUUAGAAAUAAUCGUUGCUAUGUCCCCAGAAGUCACUGUAAAUACCGCAGACGGGGGACAGGCAGCGCAUAUGCCUCCCAGGGUCCGAAACACAACAGCGGCAAUGACGACUCCGGCGCCAUCAUCUCCGGACAUUGACCUCAGGGGAGAGAGAUUGGUUGUGCCGAGUGACAAUCUUAUGCUGAACACACCUUGGCUGUGGACUGACCCGAGUCAGUUUGGGGACGUGGAUGGGGUGAAUCGGCAGGAGUUGGAAAAUAAUAUGGAUGGGUUGUUUACGUGGUGGGAUUUGGGGAAUUUGUAGCAAAUUAUUAUAGAUUUAUUUUCUUCUCUACAUGGUGUGUUUGUGCGUGCAUAGUAUUAGAUGCAAAAGUCGCUAUUAUCUUGUUCUCAUUAGGUACAUCUCAAUAAACAUGAAGCAAAUCCCGUC
Messenger RNA from Aspergillus ruber CBS 135680, 2085 nucleotides. RefSeq names its product putative C6 transcription factor. Lineage: Eukaryota; Fungi; Ascomycota; Eurotiomycetes; Eurotiales; Aspergillaceae. The record is from RefSeq and is a predicted model, not a curated record. Gene Ontology annotation, molecular function: DNA binding; DNA-binding transcription factor activity, RNA polymerase II-specific; zinc ion binding. The transcript is spliced from 4 exons. Gene Ontology annotation, biological process: regulation of DNA-templated transcription; DNA-templated transcription. Bases 1 to 1959 code for a protein of 652 amino acids. Gene Ontology annotation, cellular component: nucleus.